This is a messenger RNA of Carassius auratus (goldfish), 2398 nucleotides long. Its product is annotated as NLR family CARD domain-containing protein 3-like. NCBI's taxonomy places the organism in Eukaryota, Metazoa, Chordata, Actinopteri, Cypriniformes, Cyprinidae. The transcript has 8 exons. The record is from RefSeq and is a predicted model, not a curated record. The coding region runs from base 77 to 2398 and encodes 773 amino acids.
UGAAACAUUCAUUAAAGGAGAUAUUUCUACAGGAUGCAGGCAGAGAUCAGACUCAUUGGAGUUAACCUGUGUAUCCAUGAAGAGUGAUGGGUCUAUGGAUGGGCCAUUAGAAUUUAAGGAAAGACACAAAUCAACUGAUCUGAGAACAAUCCACGGAGAUAAAUCCAACUCCUCAGAGUCCAGCUGUGUGUCCAUGAAGGGUAACAGAUAUUUGGGCAGUCCAGGAAGAUUUAAAGGAAGUGACACAUCAACUGAUCUGCGUCAUUACUCUCAACUGAUCAAAUCAAAUCUGCUGAAAAAGUUUCGGUGUCUGUAUGAAGGAACAGCGACGCAGAGAAACCCAACACUCCUGAAUGAGAUCUACACAGAGCUCUACAUCACAGAGAGUGAAAGAAGAAAGACAAGUAAUGAGCACGAGGUGAGACAGAUUGAGAAACAAUCCAGGAGAGCAGCAACAGAGGACACACCAAUCAAAUGCAAUGACAUCUUUAGACCUUUACCUGGACAAGAAAAACCCAUCAGAACUGUGCUGACAAAGGGAGUCGCUGGCAUUGGAAAAACAGUCUCUGUGCAGAAGUUGAUCCUGGACUGGGCUGAAGGGAAAGAGAAUCAGGACGUCCAGCUCAUAUUUCCACUUCCUUUCAGAGAAAUCAACUUGAUGAAGGACAAAACACUCAGUCUUUCAGAUCUUCUUCAUGUAUUUUACCCUGAAACCAAAGAUAUGGAAAUAUCUAGUGAUCAAUAUAAAGUGUUGUUCAUCUUUGACGGUCUGGAUGAGUGUCGUCUGUCUCUGGACUUUAAGAGUAAAGUGAAACUGUGUAAUAUAUCUGAAUCAGCUUCAGUGGAUGUGCUGCUGAUGAACCUCAUUGUGGGGAAUCUGUUUCCCUCUGCACUCAUCUGGAUCACCUCCAGACCAGCAGCAGCUGAUCUCAUCCCCUCUGAGUGUGUCCAUCGAGUGACAGAGGUACGAGGCUUCAAUGAUCCACAGAAGGAGGAAUACUUCAGGAAGAGAAUCAGUGAUCAGAGUCUGGCCAAUACAAUCAUCUCACACCUGAAGUCUUCAAGGAGCCUCUACAUCAUGUGCCACAUCCCAGUGUUCUGCUGGAUCUCAGCCGCUGUUCUGGAGAAGAUGUUGAGUGAAGCAGAGAGUGGAGAGAUUCCCAAGACUCUCACUCAAAUGUACACACACUUCCUGAUCCUUCAGACCAACAUCAAGCAAGAAAAGGACUAUGAGAAUACAGUCAAAGAUGAAGAUAUGAUCCUCAAACUGGGGAAACUGGCUUUUCAGCAGCUUGUGAAAGGCAACCUGAUCUUCUAUGAGGAAGACCUGAGAGAGUGUGGCAUUGAAGAGAAAGAAGCAGCAGUGUACUCAGGAUUGUGCACUCAGAUCUUCAGAGAGGAGUUUGGCUUGAACCAGGGGAAAGUCUUCUGUUUUGUCCAUUUGAGCAUCCAGGAACAUCUAGCGGCUCUAUAUGCACAUCUGUCCCUUAUGAAAAAUAACAGAAAUGUGUUUAUUACUCUGUCUUCUUGUCCUUUGAAGCAUUUGAAGAAUGCUUUAAAUGUUUCACUAUCUAAGCUGCAUCAGAGAGCUGUGGAAAAGGCCUUGAAGAGUAAAAAUGGACAUCUGGACCUUUUUUUGCGUUUUCUUCUGGGUCUCUCAUUGGAGUCCAAUCAGUCUCUCUUAAGAGAACUACUGACACAGACAGGAAGCUGCUCUUACAACAAAGAGAAAACAGUUAAGUACAUCAAGCAGAAGAUCAAGAGGAAUCGCUCUCCAGAGAGAUCCAUCAAUCUGUUUCACUGUCUGAAUGAACUGGGAGAUGAUUCACUGAUGCAGGAGAUCCAAGAUUAUCUGAAAUCUGGAAAAAUAAAAGAAACUAAACUCUCAUCUUCACAGUGGUCAGCUCUGGUUUAUGUGUUGCUGACAUCAGAGCAGAAGAUGGAUGAGUUUAAUCUGAAACAGUUUAUUGGAGAACAAAAUACAGCAGAUGAAGUUCUUCAGAAGCUUCUGCCUGUGGUCAAAGAAUCCAGAUCAGUUCAUUUGAGGGAUUGUGGUGUCACAGAAGAAGGUUUUAUUGCUCUGGCUUCAGCUCUGAGAUCAAAUGACGUGACUAUAGAACUCCUGUCAGAUGCUGCGAGGCCCACCCAGUCGAGCAAACCAUGCCUUUUCUGUCCAACUACCGGCAAUGCUUACCUAUCCACUGACAUGCUGCAAGCCUGUGCCAGCAAUCUUGCAUUUCCAUCCUACAGUCUUCCCAUCCCUUACCUUUUCCAUGGUACGGUCAGCGAGGCUUACCCUUACGAUGCCAUGAGUCUUGAUCUCCUGUUGGAUGCCGCGAGAGCCUCCCGACCUAAACAUGUGCAGCUCCAUGAAGACUGCCUGAAUCAUGGAGGAUAA